AAGCCGGAACCUUCCGGUUCCCUUGGUCGUAGCCCGGCUCAGGCUGAUGAGGCGUGAACAUAGCACCACCUGGGUGUGGAGCGACAGCCAGCACUAAAACAGAGGAAGAGCGGCGGGAGCCAGAUAUCUGAGAUGCGCCUGGGACUGCGGGGCCCACCGAGCCGGGAUAGGACCUAGACGCACACGCAUGACGCCCAGCCCAGCGGAGACGUCGAGCUGGCCAGAGCCGAUUGGUUCAGACUCACCUAGGGGCGUGGCCACUCAGGGUCGGUCUCACUAGGCCCCGCCCCCGGCUAAAUAACCCCAGGCCAUCAGGAAAUAGGGGCGGGCCCUUGGCCUGGAGUGCAGGGAGGUGGAGCUGAGAUGCCGUGGAUGGCAGAGCUGGGGAGGGUCUGGCUGCGGCGAAAUGCCGCCUCCCCCUUCUCGGGCUGGAGCCUUUAAAUACGGGCCGGGGCCCGGGACUCCGGGUGCGGCGCUGGGCAAUCUGCCGGAGGUGUGUGCUGUAACGGGACAUCAGGCACUGCAGCUCGGCCCAGAGCGAGGAGCUGCCGGAGCCGAGAGGAUAGGAGCGGCUGCAGUGCUCGGGGCUUGACGUGGGUGGCAGCUUUUCAGGAAACAUUCUCAGGAGCUUUGGUCAGAUGACACUUGAUCCUGAAAGUCUGUAGAGUAAACAAGCACAAUCAUGUUUGAAAUUAAGAAGAUCUGCUGCAUUGGUGCUGGCUAUGUUGGAGGACCCACGUGCAGUGUCAUUGCUCAUAUGUGCCCUGAAAUCAGGGUGACAGUUGUUGAUGUCAAUGAAUCAAGAAUCAACGCCUGGAACUCUCCUACCCUCCCCAUCUAUGAGCCAGGAUUGAAGGAAGUGGUAGAAUCUUGUAGAGGAAAAAAUCUAUUUUUUUCUACCAAUAUUGAUGAAGCCAUUAAAGAAGCUGACCUUGUAUUUAUAUCUGUAAACACACCAACCAAAACCUAUGGAAUGGGGAAAGGCCGUGCAGCAGAUCUGAAGUAUAUUGAAGCCUGUGCUAGACGCAUUGUGCAAAACUCAAAUGGGUACAAAAUCGUGACUGAGAAAAGCACAGUUCCGGUGCGGGCAGCAGAAAGCAUUCGUCGGAUAUUUGAUGCCAACACAAAGCCCAAUUUGAAUUUACAGGUGCUGUCUAACCCCGAGUUCUUGGCAGAAGGGACGGCCAUCAAGGACCUCAAGAACCCAGACAGGGUACUGAUUGGAGGAGAUGAAACCCCAGAGGGCCAGAGAGCUGUACAGGCACUGUGUGCUGUGUAUGAGCAUUGGGUUCCCAAAGAAAAGAUCCUUACCACUAAUACUUGGUCUUCUGAACUUUCCAAACUGGCUGCAAAUGCUUUUCUUGCCCAGAGAAUCAGCAGCAUUAACUCCAUAAGCGCCCUCUGUGAAGCUACAGGAGCUGAUGUAGAAGAGGUGGCAACAGCUAUUGGAAUGGACCAGAGAAUUGGAAAUAAGUUUUUGAAAGCCAGUGUUGGUUUUGGUGGGAGCUGCUUUCAAAAAGAUGUUCUGAAUUUGGUUUAUCUCUGUGAGGCUCUGAAUUUGCCUGAAGUAGCUCGUUACUGGCAGCAGGUCAUCGAUAUGAAUGACUACCAGAGAAGGAGGUUUGCUUCCCGGAUUAUAGAUAGUCUCUUCAAUACUGUGACUGAUAAGAAGAUAGCUAUUUUGGGAUUUGCAUUCAAAAAGGACACCGGUGAUACAAGAGAAUCUUCGAGUAUAUACAUCAGCAAAUACUUGAUGGAUGAAGGUGCACACCUCCACAUAUAUGACCCAAAAGUACCAAGGGAACAAAUAGUGGUGGAUCUUUCUCAUCCAGGAGUUUCAGAGGAUGACCAAGUGAACCGACUUGUAACCAUUUCCAAGGACCCAUAUGAAGCUUGUGACGGUGCCCAUGCAGUUGUUAUUUGUACCGAGUGGGACAUGUUUAAGGAACUGGAUUAUGAACGAAUUCAUAAAAGAAUGCUGAAGCCAGCCUUUAUCUUUGAUGGGCGACGUGUCCUGGAUGGGCUUCACAAUGAACUUCAAACUAUUGGAUUCCAGAUUGAAACAAUUGGCAAGAAAGUAUCUUCAAAGAGAAUUCCAUAUGCUCCAUCUGGUGAAAUUCCAAAGUUUAGUCUUCAGGAUCCACCUAACAAGAAACCCAAAGUAUAGAAAUUGCCAUUUUUGGGGGAGGGGUAUUUCUGGAUAACAAAUAUAUCUAUCCAAUUCAAGUGGUAUAUGAACCAAGUGUUUCUAAGGAAACAAGCCUAUUUUUUAAUCAAAUUUAUACUAGCAUUAUGAGAAUAGCAUAUAUGGUAAUUAUGAAGCUAGAAUCUUUUUUACAAUAUUUUUAUAAUAUUGUUACCUCAGUGAGUGACUCAAUCAUGUUUUUAGUGGUGUUGAUUUUUGUAGAGAUUAAACAUUAAAUACUUUCACAAAAUGUCCAUAGACAGCACUUUCAUAUCAUGUUGUAAAGUGUAAACAGAAAGGUAUACUUCAGUUUAUUGACUUGCCAUUAAAUGUAUUUUAGUGACCUGGGAAGUGGUAUAGGUUCUCAAGUUUGAGCUCCAGCAUCACAGUGCCAGAGUGAUGGCUCUGGUUUUCUCUAUCUUCCCUUCUCUUGGGGGUCGGGCAGUAGCGCAGUGGACUAAGCGAAGGUGGUGCAAAGCGCAAGGACCGGCAUAAGGAUCCCGGUUCGAACCCCGGCUCCCCACCUGCAGGGGAUUGCUUCACAGGCGGUGAAGCAGGUCUGCAGGUGUCUAUCUUUCUC
Messenger RNA from Erinaceus europaeus (western European hedgehog), 2765 nucleotides. RefSeq names its product UDP-glucose 6-dehydrogenase (gene UGDH). The transcript has 14 exons. Lineage: Eukaryota; Metazoa; Chordata; Mammalia; Eulipotyphla; Erinaceidae. Bases 683 to 2167 code for a protein of 494 amino acids. Gene Ontology annotation, biological process: glycosaminoglycan biosynthetic process. Gene Ontology annotation, molecular function: UDP-glucose 6-dehydrogenase activity; NAD binding. The record is from RefSeq and is a predicted model, not a curated record. Gene Ontology annotation, cellular component: nucleus; cytosol.